CACUCAAGUCUCUCACUCUUUCACCCUAUACUUUCUCCUCCAAUACAACAAAACCUCAUUCUUAAAUUCCUUGUCUUUCAAUCCAAGUUCCAUUUAGACGUUAUAAUUCCUCAUAAUCGUUUGAAUUCUCUCACAACCUUAAUUAUGAGAAUUAGGAUUAAAGUAAUUAAUCACAAAUUCACUCAAACAAUUAUGUUUGAUAAGAUCAGAGAAAUUAAUUGAGACGACCUAGACUUUCGGUCUGAGAAAGAAUGAUUUAGCCGCUGGAAAAAGAAAAUCUAUCCGUCUGUCAGUUAUAUUAAACAACCUACACACUCUCUCUCUCUCUCUCUCUAUCUGAUUUCAGCUUUGUUUAUAACGUGGAUGUCAUGAAAGCAAACUUUGAGCUUAAAAUCAUGGCCAAGAGAAGAACUCAUCAAUCAUGUCCGAUAUUGUUCAUGUCCAUGUUGCUCAUCUUCUUGUUCGCAAACACAUGCGCUUUGCAUGGUGAUGAUGAUGAUGAUGAACUCCACCUUCUGUUGUCAUUCAAAGCCUCCAUCAAUGAUCCUUUACACUCCCUCUCCGACUGGAAUCCUUCUUCCAAUGAUUUUUGCAAGUGGCAAGGCAUAACCUGCAACAGCAACACGACGUCAUCGCGCAUAAAUACCGUCGAGCUCUCAGGGAAAAACAUCUCCGGCAAAGUUUCAGCUGCAAUUUUCCAAUUUCCGGGUAUCCAAACCAUCGAUCUUUCAAGCAAUCAGCUGAGCGGUGAACUUCCUUGGGAGAUGUUCUCUGUGUCUUCUUCGCUUCGGUUUCUGAACCUAAGCAACAACAACCUCACAGGUCCAAUCCCGAGCGGCUCCAUUUCCCACUUGGAAACACUUGACCUCUCCAACAACAUGCUUUCGGGUAAAAUUCCUCCACAUAUCGGGUCGUUCUGGAGCCUCAAGUUUCUCGAUCUCGGUGGAAAUGUUUUGGUGGGAAACAUUCCCACAACUAUAACGAACAUUUCUGGGUUGCAGUACUUGACCUUGGCUUCCAAUCAACUAGUAGGUCAAAUUCCACGCCAACUGGGAGUUAUGAAGAGCUUGAAGUGGAUAUACUUGGGCUAUAACAAUCUCUCGGGUCCAAUUCCCAUACAAAUCGGAGAGCUGAAUUCGCUGAAUCAUCUCGACCUCGUUUACAACAACCUCACCGGAAACAUCCCCGACUCCAUUGGAAACCUCACUCAGCUUCAGUAUCUCUUCCUCUACAAAAACAAGCUGACCGGUUCAAUUCCUCGGUCGGUUUUCGGACUCAAGAAGCUGAUUUCUCUGGAUCUUAGCGAUAAUUUUCUGUCUGGUGAGAUUCCUGAGGCUAUAACUCAGUUACAAGAAUUGGAGAUUCUUCAUCUUUUCUCCAACGGCUUAACCGGAGAGAUUCCAAGCGCUUUGGCUUCACUGCCUCGGCUUCAAGUGCUUCAGUUAUGGGCUAACAAAUUGUCUGGUCAGAUUCCGAAAGAUCUCGGGAAGCGAAACAAUCUCACUGUUCUAGACCUUUCCACCAACAGUCUCACCGGGAAUAUACCCGAAAGCCUAUGCGCUUCGGCUAGGCUUUUUAAGCUCAUCUUGUUCUCUAAUUCUCUCACUGGCUUUAUUCCAAACAGUUUGAGUACCUGCAACAGCUUGCGGCGAGUUCGUCUCCAGAACAACAUGCUUUCCGGAGAAUUAUCACCCGGAUUCACGAAACUGCCACUGGUCUACUUCUUGGAUAUCUCGGCCAACAAUCUCUCUGGCAGAAUCGAUGCUCUGAAAUGGGACAUGCCUGGGCUCCAAAUGCUAAAUAUGGCGAGCAAUAAAUUUUUUGGAAACUUGCCGGAGUCAUUCGGCAGCGACGUGAUCGAGGACUUGGACUUGUCGGAUAACGGGUUCUCGGGUCAAAUUCCUACCGGGUUCCGAAACUUAGCGGAUCUAAUGCAAUUGAAGUUGAGUCACAACAAGCUUUCCGGUCCAAUUCCCGAAGAAUUGUCAUCAUGUGAAAAGCUCGUGCUUCUUGAUGUCAGCCACAACCAGCUCAGCGGCCAAAUCCCGGCUCGUCUCUCCGAAAUGCCGGUUCUUGGGCUUCUAGAUUUAUCGGAAAACCAACUGUCAGGAGAAAUCCCGAAGAAUUUAGGCGGAGUGGAAUCCCUCGUUCAAGUCAACAUUUCUAACAACCACUUCCAUGGAAGUUUGCCGUCUACCGGAGCAUUUCUGGCCAUAAACGCCAGCGCGGUGGCCGGCAACGACCUCUGUGGCGGCGAGGCCAUGAGCGGUUUACCACCAUGCAAAAGCAGAAGCUUCAACCAUCCGACGUGGUGGUUUUUAGUCUUUUGUUCUCUACUGGCCGCUGUCGUCGUUGCUGUCGCAGCCGUUGGUUUCGUCUUCGUUCUCCGGCGGAAGGAUCUGGAGCUCAAAAGAGUUGAGAACGAAGAUGGCAUUUGGGAAAUUCAGUUCUUUGAGUCCAAGGCUUCGAGAUCUAUCACCAUUGAAGAUAUCUUAUCGUCGGCUAAAGAAGGAAAUGCAAUUGCAAUGGCGAGAAACGGCAGCGUUUCGUAUAGAGGAAAAUCGGUUCUAAAUGGAACACAAUUCGUUGUGAAGGAAAUGAACGAUGUGAAUUCCAUUUCGCCGAGUUUUUGGUCUGAGAUCGUACAAUUCGGGAAGCUUCGUCAUCCAAACAUCAUUAAGAUGAUCGGGAUAUGUCGGUCCCAGAAGACUGGGCAUUUGGUUUACGAGUAUUGUGAAGGGAAGCUUUUGAGUGAAAUUCUAAGAAAUUUGAGCUGGGAACGACGUCGUAAAAUCGCAACGGGGAUUGCCAAUGCCCUGCGGUUUUUGCAUUGUUAUUGCUCGCAGAGUUUCGUUGGUGGACACGUGUCACCGGAGAAAGUUAUCGUCGAUGGGAAUGAUGAGCCUCGUCUCUGCUUGACACUUCCCGGGCUGGUCUGCACGGACUCCAAAAGUUUCUCUUAUUCUGCAUAUGUUUCUCCAGAAGCUAGCGAAGGUGGCAUAACGGAGAAGAGCGACAUAUAUGGAUUUGGGCUAACCCUGAUCGAACUACUGACCGGCAAAAGCCCAGCGGACACGGAAUUUGGUGUGCAUGAGAGCUUUGUUGAGUGGGCCCGAUACUGCUAUUCAGACUGUCAUCUUGACAUGUGGAUUGAUCCUACAAUCAGAGGACACGCGUCGGAUAAUCAGAACGAGCUCGUCGAGACCAUGAAUAUAGCCCUUCACUGCACUGCAGGCGAUCCCACCGCAAGACCAUGCGCAGAUGAGCUAUACAGAACUCUACAAUCUGUUCUCAGCAGAGGCUCUUGCAUUUCCGGCCUAACACUAUCUUCUAAACCUCUUUAAUUAUCGUCGUCCAAGGAUUUUAUUUUAUUUUUGCUAAGGUUUUCUUAAUUUUUCAACUUUUUUUUUUUUUUUUUUUAAUUUUUGGUUGAUAUAACAUAAGGUGUUUAUUAAUUAGCACCUUAUGUUGUAUUGGAUAUGACAUAAGGUUUUAAUUGAUUGUUACUCAAAUGUUUUGUUUGAUGCUGGUAUGUUUGACAUGCAUACUACUUCCCUACGUGUGUAAAAAUGUAGAUAAACUAAAUUUCUCCUUUACUAUACAUAUAUAUUUUUUGGAGGCCGUUAAUGCCAUUUUAUAUAGAAA
Ziziphus jujuba (common jujube) is the source of this 3645-nucleotide messenger RNA. RefSeq names its product leucine-rich repeat receptor-like serine/threonine-protein kinase SKM1. The transcript has 4 exons. Gene Ontology annotation, biological process: hormone-mediated signaling pathway; protein phosphorylation. Bases 369 to 3344 code for a protein of 991 amino acids. Gene Ontology annotation, molecular function: protein binding; ATP binding; protein kinase activity. Gene Ontology annotation, cellular component: plasma membrane. NCBI's taxonomy places the organism in Eukaryota, Viridiplantae, Streptophyta, Magnoliopsida, Rosales, Rhamnaceae. The record is from RefSeq and is a predicted model, not a curated record.